Exophiala mesophila is the source of this 1737-nucleotide messenger RNA. RefSeq lists its product as uncharacterized. NCBI's taxonomy places the organism in Eukaryota, Fungi, Ascomycota, Eurotiomycetes, Chaetothyriales, Herpotrichiellaceae. Gene Ontology annotation, molecular function: hydrolase activity, hydrolyzing O-glycosyl compounds. The record is from RefSeq and is a predicted model, not a curated record. The coding region runs from base 61 to 1377 and encodes 438 amino acids. The transcript has 2 exons. Gene Ontology annotation, biological process: glucan catabolic process.
CAACUAUCUCCUCAUUGUCAGUGUUGAGAUUACGAUCGACACACUACUACAUCUUUCACAAUGCGUUCAACAUUCUCCGUGCUCUCGCUACUGGUAGCGAGCGCCACUGCCUCUUACGUUCUAGAAGAUGACUACGCUGCCUCUUCUUUCGCGAGCAUGUUUGAUUUCUUCACAGGAGAUGAUCCAACACAUGGAUAUGUAAAUUACAUCAAUCAACAACAGGCUCAAAACCAAGGAAUGUACAAAGUCGAAAACGGAGCUGUAUACAUGGGUGUGGACUCAUCCAACGUUGCAUCCGGCCGAGGACGGGACAGCAUUCGGAUAAGCAGCAAGAAGGAAUACAACCACGGCCUCUUCAUUCUUGACCUUGCACAUAUGCCCGCUGGAGCAUGUGGCACAUGGCCUGCAUUUUGGCUCCUUGGCCCCAACUGGCCCUAUGGCGGAGAAGUCGACAUCAUCGAAGGCGUCAACACACAGUCAGCCAACAGCAUGGCAUUGCACACCGACGCUGGCUGCUCAAUCAGCCACACUGGCGAUUUUUCCGGCACAUUAUCCACCGACAACUGUGAUGUCGCCGCUCCUGGACAAGGAACGAACGUUGGCUGUGCCAUUCACAGCCAGGACUCCAGCAGCUUCGGCCAGGGGUUCAACAACAACGGUGGAGGAGUUUUUGCUACCGAGUGGACCAGUGACUAUAUCAGCAUAUGGUUCUUCUCGCGAGGCGCCAUUCCCUCCGACAUCUCCGGCGGCAAUCCUGAUCCUUCCAACUGGGGACUGCCGGCCGCCAAAUUCGCCGGUGCUUGCGACAUUGACGCCAAGUUUCAAAAUCAAAAGAUGAUCAUGAACGUCGCCUUCUGCGGUGACUGGGCCGGCAGUGUCUGGUCUACCGACUCCACUUGUGCUCCACAAGCGUCAACCUGUCAGGACUAUGUCCAGAACAAUCCUUCCGCAUUCCAAAACACAUACUGGAUGAUCAACAGCUUGAGGGUCUAUUCUGAGAAUGGAGCCGGUCCUGCACCCACUCAAUCACAACCAUCAGCUUCCCCGACCGUGACCUCGCCGGGACAGCCUACUACCGAGCCAACAGCCAGUAUCACGACCUUUGAGACCAUCACCAAUAUUCCAACGGUGACCAACACACCAGUUCCUCAACCGACCACCGACCAGCCACAGACCACUGGAAGCGGGGGCAAUGGCAAUGGCAACGGUGGAAACAACGCCAACUGGCAGGGAUGGAACGACAACAACAAUAACGGCGGCAGUGGCGGUGGUGGCUUCGGCGGUGGACGAGGAGGCAGUGGAGGCAGUGGAGGCAGCUGGGGCGGCGGCCGUGGAGGAGGCGGUGGUGGUGGCCGCGGCAGCUGGGGUGGAAGAUGAAAUUGACGAAGCCUCGACUCUCUACCAUCAACAUCGAUCACACAACUUACAGACCUUGUACAAAAGACGGACGAUACGACACGACACGACGACAUUUCGGACAUAUUUGUCCACCUUGACACACUGAUACCACCUACCUGGCCACGGGCCUUCUGAGACAUUACUUUUUGCAUUUUCAUAGCGGGAUGGGUUUGUUUGGAGCUUCGGAUACCACGGUAUGAGACACAGGAAAAUUUGUGACUACCCUAUUUUGGAAUGUCUUCAUAGAGAUGAUAUUCAGCCUUCAGUAGGCUAAGAUCAUAUCAUUUUGUCCCAAAGGGCAUAAUAAUAUACACUUGUUCUAAUUGAGAACCAAGACUC